CGGAGCGAGGAACAGGCUCAGAUUCAUUUCAGGAGGGCAGCGCUCACAAGUGUCCCUGCUGAGGAGUAGAAGUUAUCCCUCAGCGCCAAAACUGAACGAAAACAGCCAGCUCUCUGAAAGACGAGGCUUCCAGCGAGGGAGGAGGAAUCUCAAACAGGAUCCCAGUCAGAGGUGGUGUGUUUCCUCGCAGCGGUCUGUCUCUCCCAGCAUUGAAAAUGAGUCUGAGCACCAGUGAGCUGGAGGACCUGUUCGAGUGGUUUGGGGACCCCAACGUCUCGGACACCUUCAGCAACAUAUCGAGUGUGGAUACAAUGGUGUGUGCCACAGCGUUCAACCGCAGCGCUCUGCUCUACUCCAUGUGCGUCCUCUACUCUUUCAUCUUCAUUGUCGGCCUGGCUGCCAACGCGCUGGUCCUCUGGGUAAACAUCCGUGCGCAAAGAGACUCCACCCCUCGCCACGAGACACACAUGUACAUUGCCCACCUGGCGGUCGCAGACCUGUGCGUGUGCGCCACCCUGCCCGUGUGGGUGAGCUCGCUGGCCCAGCAUGGCCACUGGCCCUUCGGCGAGGUGGCAUGCAAACUCACCCACCUGCUGUUCUCCGUCAACCUCUUCAGCAGCAUCUUCUUCCUGGCCUGCAUGAGCGUGGACCGCUACCUAAGCGUGACGAAGCACGGAGACAACGCGGGAGGGGUGUGCAGGAAGCUAAUCCGCCGUGGAGCUUGUGUAGGGGUGUGGCUUCUGGCUCUGAUCGCCUCCCUGCCAGACACCUACUUUCUGCGUACUGUGAAGUCGACACAUGGGGACACAAUGCUGUGCAGGCCUGUGUACCCAGAGGAAAACCCCAGGGAGUGGAUGGUGGGCGUGCAGCUGAGCUUCAUCCUGCUGGGCUUUAUUCUCCCUUUCCCUGUUAUUGCAGUGUUCUACGCCCUGCUGGCCAGCGCUUUCACCCGCUCCUCUUCUUCCUCUUCAUCGUCGUCCACAGUGGAGCAGGAGCGCCGCGUGAGCCGCAGGGUAAUCCUGGCCUACAUCGUGGUGUUUCUGGGCUGCUGGGGGCCCUACCACGGGGUCCUCCUGAUUGAUGCCUUGUCUCAGCUGGGCCUGGUGCCUCUGACCUGUGGCCUGGAGAACGUGAUCUACGUGGCCUUACACCUCACCCAGUGUCUGUCCCUGCUCCACUGCUGUUUCAACCCCAUCCUCUACAACUUCAUCAACAGAAACUACCGCUAUGACCUCAUGAAGGCCUUCAUCUUUAAAUACUCCACGAGGACGGGCUUGGCACGCCUCAUCGAUGCUUCUAACAUGUCUGAGACUGAGUACUCUGCUGUAGCAGUGGACAACCCACCACAGAUCUGAAACUUACAAAACUCUUGAACACUGUUUCUAAAUAUAAAUGGCUAUAAUGCAAUGUAAACUUAUGUUACAGCUGAUUUGUCCUUAUCUGAAUGUGUCCACUGUCAGCAUUAGAAAAAAAAAGCCAAUCCAGCAUCCUUUUUUCAGAAAUCUGCUUGAGUCGUGUAGAGAAGCUUGAAUACAGGCUAAUAUCAGCUGUGAUGGACUGAUUUUAAAGCACUUAGGAAGCAGUUUUAUUGUAACAGCUGGUACUGAAAUCACAUCAAUACUGUCACUCAUCUGAAAAGCCAAAACAGUGACCACAAAUGUGUAAAAUCAUCGCCUGUGCUGUGUAUGUAGGAUUGUGCUCUGUGUGUGUGUGUGUGUGUGUGUGUGAGCGUGCCAUGUGCAUAAUCUGACGGGCAUUGAAUAUUGAAAGUAUCAGCAGAGUAAUGUUAAUCUUUCUGUAUCGAGUUGUAUUUAUACUAUCCUGUACAUUUGGGCUGUUUCGCCUCUUCGCACGCUGACGUCUGCUCGGUGCUCCACGUCAUGCCGUGCUGCCUCAUCGUGUUAGUCGAGCCGCUGACUGGCUCGGUGUUUUAGUCCUGCUGCCUUGUUGUUAAUCAUAACCUCAUGUCACAUCCAUUGACUCCUACAGACAAAUAAUUAAUACAAAUGAUUUACAUGUCAAAUUAGUAACUUCUCACUUUUCUUUUGGCUCAGAAUCUUUCUAAAUAUUGUCUGGAGGCUUCAGCUGGGACUACUGAGCUUGAGGAGCGGACAGAUGUCGCUCCUGUCUCCUCUGCAAAGUACAGUAUUACGUAAUACACUGUACUGUCACUAUGUUUUGCAUCAGUGCUAAUGACGGAAAGGAUGCACGUGCGGUAUAGUCCUGCCGUGUCAGCACACAGGACGCAGACGGCUCAAACUGCAGUGACCAAAUGACAUGAACGAAUAGUUUUACAACUUUCAUGUGGGCUGCGACUGCAGUGAGCAACAACCAAGUGUUUAUUAGGGACCCAACAACAAGAGUGAUGCGUGGGUGUGUGUCUGUGCCGCAGCCUGACACCAAAAGAUGACGUUUUAUGUGUGAGUUAUACAGUUUACUCACUGUCUGUUGUAGGAAACAAUGUGUUCUUCUGAUAUGUUGACGCAGAGCACAUUGUGUCAUGUGAUUGGUUACACAUGUAUGCUUUUACACUGAAAGAAUUUCAUGUUGUGAUUAGAAGAGAGUGGAGGCACGAACAUGUGUCCACAAGAGCAGAGGCAUUCCUUUGGUAUUGUAAUGUGUAACAUGUGUUCUGUUAUAUAUUAAAUGCAAAGAAAAUG
Molecule: messenger RNA, 2660 nt
Organism: Chelmon rostratus (copperband butterflyfish)
Lineage: Eukaryota; Metazoa; Chordata; Actinopteri; Chaetodontiformes; Chaetodontidae
Product: atypical chemokine receptor 3-like
Exons: 2
Coding region: 216-1355 (379 amino acids)
Biological process (GO): angiogenesis; G protein-coupled receptor signaling pathway; vasculogenesis
Cellular component (GO): membrane
Molecular function (GO): chemokine binding; coreceptor activity; G protein-coupled receptor activity
Source: RefSeq, a predicted model, not a curated record